GCCUUGUGCGGCGCUCUCGCCGUUCCUGGAAGAGGCGGCGCACAUAGAUCGCAAUCGAAUCGUGAAUCGGGUGAUCCACAGCGCCUUCCACGCUGCCAAGCCCGAAGUGGAGAUCCCGCGCAAGCACGUCCAGAUCAGCGGGUUGCUGGGCCUGGAUGAUCGCUCCCCCGUGCUGAUCUGGGGCAACCACCAGUCCGGCAAGAGCUUCGCCUUGUUCAAGGCAUGCCGAGACGCAGGCUUUCACGAGGGCAUCGUCCACGUGCAGCUCGACAGCGUCAAGGAGACCGCAGGAGAAAAGCUGCGCCAGCAGCUGGGUGCCCCCGGCCACGUUGAGGUGGAGGAGGCCUUGAAGCAGGCGGCAAAGACGCUGGGCCGCCUGCCCAUCGUCGUUUUAGAAAUUCCUCGGCAAGUGAGUGAGAUGAAAGUUCUGGCCAGUUGCUCUGGCCUUUCCAAGACGUUGGGCCACGACGCGGAGUUGGCGAAAGUGAUCGUUUUGGCGAGCAGUGCCUCCAUGGCGCUGGGCUUUGACGCAGACGCUCGGGAAGUUCGCCUCCAGAUCGGACCGCUGAGUGAGCAGCAGGAGCAGGUCCAGGAGUUCCUCCAGCACCACGGUCCUGGAGAAUCAAAU
Symbiodinium sp. CCMP2456 is the source of this 628-nucleotide messenger RNA. The record is from the annotation of a GenBank genome assembly. NCBI's taxonomy places the organism in Eukaryota, Dinophyceae, Suessiales, Symbiodiniaceae.